Messenger RNA from Tarenaya hassleriana, 2173 nucleotides. Its product is annotated as immune-associated nucleotide-binding protein 8-like. NCBI's taxonomy places the organism in Eukaryota, Viridiplantae, Streptophyta, Magnoliopsida, Brassicales, Cleomaceae. The record is from RefSeq and is a predicted model, not a curated record. The transcript is spliced from 8 exons. Gene Ontology annotation, molecular function: GTP binding. The coding region runs from base 879 to 1970 and encodes 363 amino acids.
GGUCAGAUUAUUCUAUGAUCUUAUUGAAGAUCGAAACUUUACGUCGAUUUCUUCGUCUAUCUGUUAAAUUUCACUAGUUUUUCGACAAGGGUACAUGAAAUUUUCCCAGAUGGGCGAAGACCUCGUGGAGGAUGAUUCGGAAUUGGCCUCGCCUCGAGCCCGGCUGGAACCCUAGUUCAUGUUGGCCGUACGUGCAGCGGGAAAAAGCCGAUUCUUGGAAGAAAUGCGUUUUAAGUCGUGUAAGUUCACUAUUUGUCACCAGAGAGGGUGAAUUUUCGAGGGGUGGACUACUAGAUGGACUGACUUCAGUUGAGUCAUCUUCGCUCGUUUCCUUCUACGGAGGUUGAAUCAUUGAAGGGAGAACAAGAGAUAUGGAAGUUGAAGAGGCAGAUAGAAAGGGCUUAAGAACUGCUGGUCAUUUGUAUUACACAAACCUUGACCACAAUAUUACUGCUUGGCCGUUUUAUAAGGUUCCAAAACGCGAGAAAGACUGUAACUUUUUCGUAUGUAAACAUUUAUGUGAUACAUCGAGAAUUCUUGAGUUUUUUCCCUCCAUUUUUCGGGUGGAUACCAACCUGAAAGAAACAACGACAAGUCUUGAGAAGCAAAUCGCUGAAGAACAAGCUACGAGGGUCAGAGUGGAAAUGAGUUUCAGAAACAUUCCAUUGGAGAUCAAAAAGCUGAGAAAGAAUCCGGAGAAAGCAGAGAGGGAGGCUGAGGAACUCCCAAAAGUAAAAACAAAUGCAUCAAUUUCUGAUAUAUGUCCUUAGCUCGAAUGAGGUCGCAAAGGAGAAUGAAAGAUCGAUCCCUGGUUAUCGCAGGGAAUACUCAAAAGCUACGGUUUUCUGAAGCAAGUAAUUCUGAUCACAGUUUGAGAUAUGGUGGACUUGGAGGUUUGUGGGGGAGAAUGGAAACCGGCAAGAACACUGGUUCUGGUGGGGAGAACAGGCAAUGGCAAAAGCAAGACAGGGAACAGCAUCAUCACCACGUUGAACUCCAUGAUGGGGAAGCAACCAAAGAAACCUCCCUUUGCUUCGAAAUACAGCGCAACUGGUGUCACCCAAGAAUGUAAGUUAGAGACAACCGAGUUCGAAGGUCGUGAGAUCAAUGUCAUCGAUACUCCCGGUCUGUUUGAUUUGCAAAUGGAGACCGAGUUCAUAGCAAAGGAGCUCGGGAGAUGCCUAACCAUGGCGAAAGAUGGAAUAGACGCAGUCUUGUUGAUAUUCUCCGUGAGGAGUCGUCUAACAGCGGAAGAGAAGUCUGCCCUAAUCAACAUAAGGUCAAUUUUCGGGAGUAAUGUCGUGAACCACAUCAUCGUUGUUUUCACCAACGGUGACGCCUUGGAAAGCGAUGGCCAGACACUGGAUGACUACCUCACCGAUGACUGCCCUGAGUUCCUCAAGGAACUUCUCUCGGUGUGCGACAACCGAAUGGUUCUCUUCAAUAACAACAGCUCCGAUAGAGAACAGAGAGAAACCCAAGUCAAGGAGCUGCUCCAGCUAGUCGAAAAGGCCGUGGAGCAUAAUGGUGGAGCCACCUACACAGAUGAGCUGCAUCAAAAGAUAAAGAAACUGAAUGCCCAAUUCGAGAAAGAGGAAGAGGAGAUCAAAUCACUGAAUGCACACUCGAACCUCAGCAGGGAAGAGUUGCUGGAUAGGUUACAGAAGGCGACGGGCAAGCACUGUGACCAGAUCAUGCUUGCGGUGAACGCCCACAUAAUAAAAACGAGGCAGAGAAUGGAGAUGCAGGCGGCUAAAGAAAGAGCCGAGAGAAUCAAAGCGGAGAAAGAGGCGGAAAAAGAGCGAGAACGAUUCAAAAACGAGCAGAAGAAGAUGAUGGAAGAGGCGGCCAGGCAAAGGGAAAACGACAGGAAAGCAGCAGAGAGAGAGGAGCAACGCCUGAGAGAACAGAACAAAGCUCUGCAGAAAGCCUUGGACGAGAAGAAAAGCAGAUCAUGCCGUAUUCUCUGAAGAAACAUCGUGUUCUUCUUCUAUCAAUCUAUAUAUAAGUGUGUGUGUGUGUGUGUGAAUGUGAAUGUGCAUAGGCAUAUGUAUUUGUGAUGCAGAUAACACCUCUCUAUCUCUAAUCUCUAUGUACUGUGUGAGUGUCACCAUGUUGUAUGUAUAUGUGAUACUGAUAAAAUAAAGGUGAACUCUUUCUUCUUAGAACUUUA